Molecule: messenger RNA, 1719 nt
Organism: Microsporum canis CBS 113480
Lineage: Eukaryota; Fungi; Ascomycota; Eurotiomycetes; Onygenales; Arthrodermataceae
Product: carotenoid cleavage dioxygenase 1
Exons: 2
Coding region: 1-1719 (572 amino acids)
Biological process (GO): carotene catabolic process
Molecular function (GO): carotenoid dioxygenase activity
Source: RefSeq, a predicted model, not a curated record
AUGACCGAAACAUUUAAGGGGUCUCCAGCUCUAGAUAAUAACUGGCCAAAUCACCAAGGGUUUGAUACUUCAUACGAAGAAAGAACCCCUAUAGAGCUAAAGGUAUCUGGGGAAAUUCCACCAUGGGCUUCUGGCACCCUAUACCGCACGGGAAUCGGCCAGCGAGAGAUUGAAACAGUGAAAGGGGUGUUCCAAGUACGCCACUGGUUCGACGGCCUAGCGGUUGUGCAUAGAUUCCAGAUUCUGCCUCCUGACGAAGAGCACCCCGAAGUUCGAGUCAUCUACAACUCACGUAGUACCUGCGAUGGUCUUAUCGAGAAGAUCAAAAAGACUGGUGAGCGGGAUACAAUGACUUUUGCAAAGAAAUAUGACCCUUGCCAGAGCUAUUUCAAGAAGGUCAUGUCCGUCUUUCAACCGGAUCGAAAUCGUCUACCAAACGAGUAUUCCAUGUCAAUCACCAUGUCCGUCGACUUUCCUGGGUUGGAGACAGGUAGAAACAAAGGAAAAACUAGUAAUAGACAUGCUUCGGGUAUACAGGGACUUGUUAACAAGACAGACUCGGCCUUCUUCCAGAUGCUAGACCCAGAAACUCUUGAGCCAUUAGGGGUCGCAAAUCAACAGAUCCUUCACCCCGAUCUCAAAGGCCCUAUGUCUGGAGCUCACGCGAAAUCUGACCCGCUGACUGGAGAUGUAUACAACUUCAAUCUUGAGUUUGGAGUUACUCCGACAUAUCGUGUCUUCAGCGUUUCUCGAUCAACAGGCAAGACAUCUAUCCUAGCGACCAUAACGAAUGCCAAUACUGCAUAUAUUCACUCAAUCUUCCUGACUGAGAACUAUGUGAUCCUCUGUGUAUGGAAUUCAUUCUUCGUUGCAAACGGCCUAAAGAUUCUAUGGACCAGAAAUAUUCUCGAUGCCAUUGGAGAAUACGACCCGUCUCGCCCUGCAAAAUGGUAUGUCAUCGACAGGAGGACACCCGGAGAUGGUGGCCGAGGGUUGGUAGCUACCUACGAGAGUGGCCCAUUCUUCUGCUUCCAUAGCGUCAAUGCAUACGAAACACCUUCUCAGACUGGGCGCGGAACCGACAUUGUAGCCGACUUGGUCGCAUAUGAUAACCUCAACUGCUUGAAAUGUUUCUAUCUCGAUAACUUAAGGUCCAAUUCGCCAAAUGCAGGAAAAAUCAAGACAGAAAAUGAUUAUAAGGCCGUUCUCCUGAGGUACCGGCUACCGACUAUACCCCUUGAAUCGCAUCAGGCCUCUGAACCAUCGCCUAGAAAGGCUAUUCUCGAGUUCAAAUCCGAGCCGAUCCAGGCGCCUGAGUUGCCGACCAUAAACCCCAGGUGUAUCUCUCGACCGCACAGGUACAUAUACGGGGUGAAUUCUACCGGGAAAUCCACCUUCUUUGACGGCUUAGUGAAGAUGGAUAUCAAGACACAUGAAACCAAGUACUGGUCACACCACGGACAAAAUGCAGGAGAACCCAUCUUCGUUCCGCGUAGCAAGGCCAACCCAACAGAUGCCUCUAAUGAUGGCGAUGAUGAGGAUGAGGACGACGGCGUUCUCUUAUCUGUUGUUCUUGACGGGCUCUCGGGAAAGUCAUAUUUGCUUGUGUUAGAUGCAAAGACAAUGACUGAAACUGGGAGAGCAGAGGUCAACGGGGCUAUUGGGUUUGGGUUCCAUGGAAUACAUGUGCGUUCAAACGAGAAGGGAAUUGAUCUUUAG